CCUGCCAGGCCCUCUGCGCGUUCGGGCUGCUGACUCUCUCGGUGAUCGAUCUCAUGAACAACGCCGCCCUGAGCUACUUGACGUACAGGCGACGGGGUGCUGGAGAUGGUGGCAUCUACACCAGCGCUGAGAUGGAACGACUCGGCAAUGUACAUAUGAGCACCAGCCAUUUCUUCACGAAGUUCGUGCUUGUUCUGACGAUAUGGGUUCCCGUGCCAAUGGCGCGCGUCAUGCUCGGAGACGCGACCUACACGCAGGCCGUCCUGGGCUGCCUGCAGGGCGCAUUUCUUGGCAUCGUGUACCACGUUUGCUUUGUGACGAUGUGCGGCAGGGGGGGCAGGCCACGAGUUGGGGUCUUGCCCAACCAGUGAACUCGAGGGACUGUCUAGUGGCGGCCCGCCCGCUCGUAGACCUGGAAGCGUGAACCCUCCUUCUCCUCCUCCUCCUC
Molecule: messenger RNA, 448 nt
Organism: Prorocentrum cordatum
Lineage: Eukaryota; Dinophyceae; Prorocentrales; Prorocentraceae
Source: the annotation of a GenBank genome assembly